AUGAUGGAUCUCUUAUUUUUAACUGGUAUAAUUUUUACAACAAUUAUUUUUGGUUUAUUGGCAGGAAUGGUAGUUGGAUAUUGUAUGAUUAUAUUAAAAAAAUGGUGGAUAAAUAAAAAAUACAAAAAAUCAGUAACACCUUUUAGUGGUGUACCAUGUUCAAUAAAAUUACAGGAUAAAGAUAUUAUUGAAUUAGAAAUGUUACCAGAUAAUUAUUUUUCAUUUGGAAGGAUGUCAGAAUCUUGGCAAUUUACUUAUGAUGAUGAUGAUAUUUGUAAUGAUGAUGAAGAUGAUGAUGAUGAAAAAAAUUUGUUUAGUGGAAAUUAUAAAAUUUUAAAAAAUUCUUUUAUUGAUAUUGAAAAGAAAGAAAAAAUUGGUAAUCAAGAAAAAUGGAUAGGUGAAUCAAAAUCAUCUGGACAAUCAUUUUUAUAG
Molecule: messenger RNA, 432 nt
Organism: Strongyloides ratti
Lineage: Eukaryota; Metazoa; Nematoda; Chromadorea; Rhabditida; Strongyloididae
Exons: 2
Coding region: 1-432 (143 amino acids)
Source: RefSeq, a predicted model, not a curated record